Linum tenue is the source of this 1352-nucleotide messenger RNA. NCBI's taxonomy places the organism in Eukaryota, Viridiplantae, Streptophyta, Magnoliopsida, Malpighiales, Linaceae. The record is from the annotation of a GenBank genome assembly.
GCGCCAUAAAUCAUCCCAUUCCCCAAGAGCCCUUUUGCAAAGUUGGAAUUGGAUGGUAACCGGUAACCGGCGGCAAGGAGAAGAUUAAAAUCAGUUUAUAAAACCGGACAAUUGGAGGAAACGGAUAAUACGUAAGAGGUUGGGAAGGAAAUCGAAAAGGGAAGGGCGGUUCUAAAUGGGAAACAAAUAUUGUCAUCUGAAGAGGUAAAAAAGCCGUCACCGUCUGCCGCCGCUGCUUGUUCUCAACCAGGAGGAAGCCGGUGCGGAGGGCUUCACGGAACGGAAAAGAAUCGAGAUUUGCUGCCUUAAAUCCGCCAUCGAUGCUUUAAACUUUGAGGGGCCUUGCCUCCUGACAGUUUUCUCAUCGCCAGGGGGCUUCGACAGAGUAGAUGACGAUGAACAGAAAAUCGGAGAAAUUUUAUGCUGAUUUUGUUAUGGGAGGGACGGCAGCGGUGGUUUCCAAGUCUGCUGCGGCACCAAUCGAGCGUGUGAAGCUUUUGUUGCAGAAUCAAGGUGAAUUGAUUAAGAGAGGGCAGUUGAGAAGACCCUAUGUGGGCAUUGGGGAUUGCUUCAGCCGGGUUUUGAAAGAAGAAGGCUUUUUGUCAUUUUGGAGAGGUAACCAGGCCAAUGUCAUUCGCUAUUUCCCAACUCAGGUAAUGCCGGGUUGUCCUCAGGCUUUCAACUUUGCAUUUAAAGGUUACUUCAAAAGCUUAUUGGGACGGUCGAAGGAGAAAGAUGGAUACACAAAGUGGUUUAUCGGGAAUGUCGCUUCAGGUAGUGCUGCUGGAGCCACUACAUUGUUGCUUCUCUACCACUUGGAUUAUGCACGUACCCGUCUGGGGACUGAUUCAAGGGGAUCCCGUCAGCGCCAGUUCAAAGGAUUACUUGAUGUGUACAGCAAAACUUGGUCAAGUGACGGCAUUGUAGGGUUGUAUAGAGGAUUUGGGGUUUCAAUCAUUGGGAUAACACUGUAUAGAGGCAUGUACUUCGGGAUCUACGAUACCUUGAAGCCAAUUGUAUUGGUGGGAUCCCUGGAGGGAAGCUUUUUAGCCAGUUUCCUGUUAGGGUGGAGCAUCACUACCGUCUCAGGGGUCUGUGCAUACCCUUUUGACACCGUAAGGCGAAGAAUGAUGCUAACUUCUGGACAACCAAAUAAGUACCGCAAUGCUGUACACGCACUGCGUGAGAUCGUCCAUGUUGAAGGCUUUGCUGCUCUGUUUCGAGGAGUAACUGCAAAUAUGCUUCUUGGUGUUGCUGGUGCUGGAGUUCUUGCAGGUUACGAUCAGCUGCAGAGAGUUGCGCAUAAACGUGGCCAUAUGUUGGACCACCAAGGCCAAACUGUGCUCAAAUGA